AUGGUGUUGGGCGCCGGGCCCGCCUCGCCUGUCUCGGGGCUGCUUGUUAAAGAGGUUGCAGAACUUGAAGCUAAUUUACCUUGUACGUAUAAAGUGCAUUUUCCUGAUCCAAACAAGCUUCAUUGCUUUCAGCUAACUGUCACCCCAGAUGAGGGUUACUACCAGGGUGGAAAAUUUCAGUUUGAAACUGAAGUUCCUGACGCAUACAACAUGGUGCCUCCCAAAGUGAAAUGCUUGACCAGGAUCUGGCACCCCAACAUCACGGAGACUGGUGAGAUAUGUCUCAGCUUACUGAGAGAACAUUCGAUCGACGGCACCGGCUGGGCCCCCACAAGGACGCUGAAGGAUGUUGUUUGGGGAUUAAACUCUUUGUUUACUGAUCUGUUGAAUUUUGAUGAUCCACUGAAUACUGAAGCUGCGGAACAUCAUUUGUGA
This is a messenger RNA of Rangifer tarandus platyrhynchus (Svalbard reindeer), 435 nucleotides long. NCBI's taxonomy places the organism in Eukaryota, Metazoa, Chordata, Mammalia, Artiodactyla, Cervidae. The record is from the annotation of a GenBank genome assembly.